Molecule: messenger RNA, 1017 nt
Organism: Pristis pectinata (smalltooth sawfish)
Lineage: Eukaryota; Metazoa; Chordata; Chondrichthyes; Rhinopristiformes; Pristidae
Product: protein POLR1D-like
Exons: 3
Coding region: 299-685 (128 amino acids)
Source: RefSeq, a predicted model, not a curated record
AAAAUAUUUCCUGAACAAGCUGUAGCUCACUUCCCACGUUCCCACUCCAAAUGUUUAACGUUAAAGUCAGCAGUGUUUCAAUGCUUGCAGCAGUAGAGCGUUUUAUUUUAGGCUAGCUGUGAUCAGGCGGGUGAGAUGUGCCAUUUUGGUGUGUUGUGGCCGGGGGCGGGGAAACGCUGGUCUUCAGCGGUCCUCGCCCUUGCCGAGUGCUGAAGGCGCCGCGCACCGAGGGGCCGGUUCAAAACCCAACCGACUCGUUCCAGGGCCUAAACCCGCGUUCGAGUCGCGCGGGGUUGUCAUGGAGAAAGAUGGCGAGCUCGAGAGGAAAGCUGUGGAAGAACUUCUUGUAGAAGCAAAACGUGGAAAAGCCAGGGCUGAAACAAUGGGACCCAUGGGCUGGAUGAAGUGUCCUCUUCCAGGAACUAACAAACGAUUUCUCAUCAACACUCUUAAGAAUACCAUGCCAUCUCGAAAGCCAAUACAUGAUCACAGACAGAGAGAGAAGGUUAAAGAUCCCAAUCUAAAUGAGAAUGAACGAAGAAAAAAGGAUAAGCCUCACAAAAACAGUUUCCAGCCCUAUAAACAUGGAUCAAAAACUAGAAUGAAAUCUAACAGGUCUCCAUCUCCGAGAGAAAAUGAUUCAAAAAGAAAUACCAAAAAAUACAAGAGUACAAAAGAUUAUUGAAAAUCGUAUACAUCAAAUGAGUGACUAAGACUAUUAGAACAGAAAAGUGCUCUCAAAUUAUUAGAAAAUAAGCACUUGUUUAAAAGAAAAAUCAGACUUUGUCCUAGAAUAGGAACAACUGGGAAAUGUCUUUAUAGGGAGCUUUUAGCAUAACAUUCAUAUAACACUUUGUGCAGAUAUUCCAUGGUCUACAUAAUUGUGUCAAUGAUAAACAAUGUCACACAAAGAACUGUUAAUAUAGUAAUUGACAAAACUAGUGUUCAGUUGCUUUUACAUUAGUAAUAGUUGGUGAUAGAAGGAGAUAAUGCAAUAAAAUAUGGAAGUAUAAAGAA